Molecule: messenger RNA, 2265 nt
Organism: Alternaria metachromatica
Lineage: Eukaryota; Fungi; Ascomycota; Dothideomycetes; Pleosporales; Pleosporaceae
Exons: 2
Coding region: 1-2265 (754 amino acids)
Source: RefSeq, a predicted model, not a curated record
AUGAGGAGUAUGCUGCAGAAUCUGAGUCCAGAGGAGUGGAAUGGGGAAGCGCCAGAUGGAGAAGGACCAGAUGAAGAAGCGCAGAACAAAGAAGCUCCAAACGAAGAACCGCAAAACGAAGAAUCGCCAGACGAAGAACCGCAAACCGAGGAACCGCCAGAGGAAGAACCGCAAUACGAAGAAAACGAAGACGAAGAACCACCCUAUCCCGCCAGCCAAGGAAACGAAGACUCCAUCUCCCUCCCCUCAAACCCCUACCCCGAAGACGACUUCCUCCUCCCCCUAACCCGACAACCCGCGCGAACCACACCACCCCCUCCCUUCCCUUCCCCUCCCAACCUAAUCAUCCACCCAAACUCCUCACCGGGACUAUCGAUUCCAUCACCCGGACUAUCGAUACCAUCAAACCCUUACCCAGAAGACGCACCGUCCUCACCAACCUCCUCUUCCCAGCCCCCUCCACCACCACCACCACGACCCACACAAUCCCCCUCCCCAUACUACCGCGCCGUAACACCGCCUACACCACACGCUCGCUUCCCGAUAUAUCCAGUUGAUAGGACGAUUUCACCUAUUAGUCCGUUUAAUGCGAGUAGGCAUUUGAUUUCUGCGGAGGGGACGGCGUCGAGCCUGAGUUACCGGAUUGAGCAUCGUCAAGAAGGGAAUCAUGGAUACAACGAUGUUGAUGGUGGUGUAGAAGGGGGGUAUACGUAUGCGCCUAAUCAUCCUUAUCACGGUAUGGACGAAGAAGGGAUGAGAGAGUAUUGGCAUGGGCUUGAGGGGUAUCAUACGGAGAGUGAGCGCAAUUUGAGGAGGAGGGGUGAAAGGAGGGGGAGGAGACGGACGGUAUCUUCGCCUGUGCAAUUUGAUCCUGAGAGGGUGUUUGGGUCUGUGGGGGAGAGUUAUGAGGGUGGUGGUGUAGAGGGUGAUGGGGAGCGUGAGGAUGAGGUUAGGCGGCGGUAUUUGAACGCUUUGACUGGUGAAGAGAGAAGGAUGACAGAGGAAGAAGACGAGGAGUUCGCCAUGAGGACUUCCUCUGGGGAAACCAAUGCAGGGAGAAAGAACAUGAUGAACCGGCUCCUAAGCACCUUUGCAUGUCGACCCGGAACCGUCACGCCACUACACACCACCAUCCCCAUUCCAAACGACACAAACACACCCACCACCCCAAAGAAAUACACCCUAGCCUACCUCUCCCACAAAAUACACCGAACCCAAAAAAGAGAAGAAGAAGCAAAACUCCGAGAACGCCUCAUGGCCCUCCGCCUAGCCGAACCAUCUGCGCCGCAAACCCACCACAUCGAAAACAUCAACAACCCCACAGAAACCCCCGUACUCAUCCCCAAACCCAAAGCGAAAAGACGAAAAGACAGCACACAGCCCAAUCCACCUUCUCUUGUCCCAAACCUAGAAAGUAGGACGCAGAGUGUUAUAGGCCCGCCAGUUGGGCUUUCGCAGAUGAUUCAGAGGGCGCCGGGGAGUGUUAGGGUGGCUACGCCUUUGCCUGUUUCUGUGACUGUGUCGGAUGUAGAGGUUGAAGGGGUUGAAGGGGUUGAAGGAGUUGAGGAGAGCGGGCAGAGAGGACCCAGACAAGAGCAUUCAGGUUCGAGUCUAUCCGACCGGUUGCGGAAAACGCAGCUUGAAGAUCUACCUCUGCAACAGGAUGCAGCAAGGGAGAUACGGGAUCUGAUGAUGGCGCUUGAACGGGAUCAACACCACCUAAUUACCAAGCCUACGCCGCCUCAGCAUAGCGAUACAGCACCCCACAAUGCCAACACGAACGCACCAGCUAUCCAACGAGCAGAUGAAUUACCCGCUGGAUUCUCGACCUCAUCACCCCAGGCCAGUGUUUCCCCCCACGAAACUCUUACACGACACUUCCGUACUCAACGCCAAGUUAAUGAGCGUGGCACUCAGCGGAUUCGCACGAUAACUUCGCAGUCGAGUAGUCGGACGCUGCCGAGGAGUUAUCGGGUACCGGAGGGGCAUGGUGGAGGGAGGGGUGUGCUGAGGGUUACAAACGUGGUUAUGCAGGGAGAGGAAUUGGAGGGAAGUAACGAGGUUGGGGUUGGGGUUGGGGUUGAUGGUGGUGAGGCCGAGGUUGAUGAAAGUAGUGGUGGUGGCGGUGGAGCGGAUAAUCUUGUCGAGAACCAGCAAGCUGACGUCGAGGCGUUGGAGGCGGAUGUAGAAGAGGAAAAGGGGGAGACCUUGCUGCAAGGCAUUCCCGAUGGGAACGGUGGGGAGGAUAUAUCACAGGCUGUAUGA